Molecule: messenger RNA, 243 nt
Organism: Danaus chrysippus (African queen)
Lineage: Eukaryota; Metazoa; Arthropoda; Insecta; Lepidoptera; Nymphalidae
Source: the annotation of a GenBank genome assembly
AUGUAUAACAAAAGCACCAGUUCGGAACGAAUAGGUUCGAGAAGCUGCGUGGGGCUGGGUUUGACGUAUUGUGGUAGGGAGAUGCGGACUGUGGUCGAUAGUGGUGAGUUGUGGUCAGGAAUGGAGGAUUGUGGUCGAGUAUCAUGUUGCGACUCAUCUACACCAUUAGUGAGGCGCCAGUUACAAGUGCUGGUAGAACCUGAUUUAUACGCGUUGUUCUCACUCGAGAGAGUUGAAAGAUAA